Messenger RNA from Rangifer tarandus platyrhynchus (Svalbard reindeer), 420 nucleotides. NCBI's taxonomy places the organism in Eukaryota, Metazoa, Chordata, Mammalia, Artiodactyla, Cervidae. The record is from the annotation of a GenBank genome assembly.
AUGCAGGGUUUGGGGGGAGGGGGGUGUGAUUCCAAGCCCACACUCUUCAGCUUUCUCAGUCACCCAUCCAGGAAACCAGCUGAGCUGCAGUCUCACCCUCAACCUGCCCCUCCCAGCCCUGCUCAGCCCCCUGCACCUACCUGGUCCCCAGGGGUCAGGCACAACCAGCCCAGACAGUUCCCCAUGAUGGGACAGGCAAGCUCGCUCAGGCUCAGUCCUUGCCGCUCCUUCUUCACUUGCCAGUGCCCUCAGCCUGGGCUCCUCACCCUGGCCAAGCACGGCCCGCCGCUAGGCAGCCUCCUGGGCCACAGCCCCUUGGGUGUCCACACCCAAGCUGCUGCCCCUAAAAGCCACUUAGGCUGCAGCAGCAAGGCUGCUCCCCCACCCCCACCUCUGAGUUCCUUGCUCAUGCUGCUGUAG